AUGCUACUCCCCUCCAUCCUCUCCACGGCCCUGUCCGUCCUCCUCUUCCUCUCCCCAACCCUCACCCACGCAAUCGCUCUCCCCGCAUCUCAACCGCCAGUAUACGAAGGAACCCUAUCCCUCAUCGCCGACACCACCGGCUCAAAAGAACUUACAUUCUCCUACUCCAUCGUUUCCUCCGCGAAAAACAAUUGGGUGGGUAUAUACCCAGCCUCAGGCGGUGGACCUGUCGAAGAGAAAUAUGUUUCAAACUCCUUGGUAUGGAAGUAUAUCCCCGAUACCACCAACGGAAUAGUAAAACUCGAUGUGGGAUCUUUAGCGAACGGGGAGUAUAUUGCUUUCCUGUUGGCGAAGGAUGGGUAUAAAUGGCUGUCUAAGCCUGUUUAUGUUUCUUUACAAAAUAAUAAUAAUGGUGGGAAUGGGAAUAAUGUGGUCGGGUUUUUGGUCGAGACUGUGACGUUGAAGAAUGGUAGACAGGGUGAUGGGUAUAGCGCUAAGAUCGCGGGGUUGGUUACACCGGGGUAUAAACCAAGAUUUGAGAAGUUAUCUGGAGAUGGUUGGGUUUCUGUUAGUGCCGAUGGGGUUAUUUCUGGAGUUCCGGAUAGAACUCGAGAUUCUACUAUUACUAUCAGAGCUACGAUCCCGACGACAGGGCAAAGCAGUACUUUGAAAGCCAUGAUACCGGUCAAAAGAUCCGGUUCAUCCCUCGUCCCGGAUUUGAAAGUCAUGACAUUCAACCUCUGGUGGGGGGGUACAUACGUCAACAACUACCACGCCAAACAGAUAAAAUUCAUAAUCUCCACGAAUGUCGAUAUAAUCGGUCUUCAAGAAGCCCACGGAGGUCACGUACAACGUCUGGCCGACGCGCUAGGCUGGUAUUUCUGGCAACCAAAAUCCGGAGAUUUGGGGAUUAUUUCCAGAUACCCUAUCGUUGAAGAUUACGGACUCGCCAAUGCUUCCGGUGGUGUGAGGAUCUCGUUGGAUGGAACGGAUCAACAGGUUAACUUUUGGAAUAUGCAUUUGGGAUAUGAUCCUUACGGUCCUUAUGACUUUUGUUUCGAUAAGAUGAGUGUGGAGAAGGUGUUACAGAGGGAAGCACAGUCCGGAAGAACGCCACAGAUCGUGGAUACGCUUAAAGCUAUGGGACCACAGAUCCGACAGGCGUGGAAUAUUCCUGUCAUUCUGGUCGGUGAUGCGAAUGCUCCUUCGCAUUUGGAUUGGACCGAGGAACUUAGAUCUAAGAACUGUGGAUAUGCUAAUAUACCCUGGCCUACGUCUACCAAACCUGCUGAAGUUGGGUUGAUAGAUAGUUUUAGAAUUGCGAAUCCUAAUCCAGUUGAGGUUCCGGGGAUCACUUGGUCACCGAUUUAUCCUUUCCAUAAUGGAGGGACGGGGAAAGUGGAGCCGCAGGAUAGGAUUGAUUUUAUUUAUCAUACGGGGAGUCAGUUGCAGGUUGUGGAGUCGAAGAGUUUGGUGGUGGGACGGCCUGGGGUUCAUGGGAGUCAUAGGGAUAACGAGUGGACGUCGGAUCAUGCGGUUGUUGUUACUAGCUAUAAGUUGUAA
This is a messenger RNA of Orbilia oligospora ATCC 24927, 1563 nucleotides long. RefSeq lists its product as uncharacterized. Gene Ontology annotation, molecular function: catalytic activity. Bases 1 to 1563 code for a protein of 520 amino acids. The transcript has a single exon. The record is from RefSeq and is a predicted model, not a curated record. NCBI's taxonomy places the organism in Eukaryota, Fungi, Ascomycota, Orbiliomycetes, Orbiliales, Orbiliaceae.